Schizosaccharomyces osmophilus is the source of this 459-nucleotide messenger RNA. RefSeq names its product mitochondrial TOM complex subunit Tom20 (gene tom20). Gene Ontology annotation, molecular function: transmembrane protein transporter activity. Gene Ontology annotation, biological process: protein targeting; tRNA import into mitochondrion; protein import into mitochondrial matrix. The transcript has 4 exons. The record is from RefSeq and is a predicted model, not a curated record. The coding region runs from base 1 to 459 and encodes 152 amino acids. Gene Ontology annotation, cellular component: mitochondrial outer membrane; mitochondrial outer membrane translocase complex. NCBI's taxonomy places the organism in Eukaryota, Fungi, Ascomycota, Schizosaccharomycetes, Schizosaccharomycetales, Schizosaccharomycetaceae.
AUGAGGAAUUCAGUCAUUAUCGGUUCUCUUCUCGCAACUGCCGCUGUUGGUUAUGGUGUCUAUUUUGAUUACAAGCGUCGUAACGACCCUGCUUUUCGCAAAACUUUGAAGCGUCGCUACAAAAAGGUUCAUGAAGCCAAGAAGCAAGAAGAAGAGAUCGCUGUUAAGCAGUUUGAUGAAGUUAUUGAAGAUGCUCUCGAGAUCGUCAAGUCUACACCUACCCCCAAUAGCGCUGAAGAAAAAGAGCUUUUCUUCAUGCAGCAAGUUGCUCGCGGUGAACAACUUUUCCAACAACAACCCGACAAUAUCAAGGAAUCCGCUGCUUGCUUUUAUGCUGCCCUCAAAGUAUACCCUCAGCCUGUUGAAUUGUUUGCCAUUUACGAACGCACCGUUCCUGAACCCAUCAUGAAUCUCUUAAGAGCUAUGCAAACUAAGGAAAGCACCCCUACUGUGGAGUAA